ACAAAAUAAAAGGAUUUAAAUUUUAUUGAAAGAUUUUCACAAAAGUAAGAGUGAAUUUUAGGGUUAUAUUGAUAAAAUUUAAGUGUAAAAAUCUAGGAAAAUGUCCUCUUGGAAAAAAGCUGCGAAAGCUAACCAAAAAACACAUAGAGAAAGACAUCAACCAGAGUCCCGCAAACAUUUAGGACUCUUGGAAAAAAAGAAAGAUUAUAAGAAACGUGCUGACGAUUACCAUGAAAAAGGCGCUACACUUAAACUACUUCGCAAAAGAACGUUGGACAAGAAUCCGGACGAGUUUUACUUUCACAUGAUAAACUCCAGAGUAAAAGAUGGGGUUCAUCAUGAAGUUGAGAAAGAGGAUGAGUAUACACCGGAGCAGAUCAAGUUGAUGCAGACGCAAGACAUCAAGUAUGUCAACAUGAAGAGGACCAUUGAGAGCCGCAGGAUACAGAGGUUACAGUCUCAACUCCACAUGACAGAUGUGAUAGAUUCAACACCAAAUACCCAUGUGUUCUUUGUUGAUGAAGGCGAAGAGAAAGAAUUCGAUCUGGCAAAACGUCUGGACACACAUCCAGCGCUCAUCAACAGAAAGUCAAAUAGACCCAGGCUGUCAGACUUAGAUAAAAUGUCCUUACCAGAUGUCAGUGAAGCAGCUUUAGAAUCAGCAAAGAAGUCUAAAGAGAAGAUUUAUAAAGAGCUGUCUAAGAGGAUUGAGAGGGAAGAGCAUCUGACUGUUGUUCAACAGAAGAUGGAGCUAAAGAGGAAUCUUCAAGACAAGUCAGUCAAGAUUCUGAAACCUAAGAAGGUCCAAAAAGGUACUAAGGUAUCUGCUCCUGUGUACAAAUUCCAAUACAUUAGAAAAAAAUAAUAACAAAUUAUGUUUAUUACGAUUUAAUAAAUACAAUCUUAAAGCUAA
This is a messenger RNA of Aricia agestis (brown argus), 913 nucleotides long. Its product is annotated as probable U3 small nucleolar RNA-associated protein 11. Gene Ontology annotation, cellular component: small-subunit processome; nucleolus. Bases 101 to 865 code for a protein of 254 amino acids. The record is from RefSeq and is a predicted model, not a curated record. The transcript has 4 exons. Gene Ontology annotation, biological process: rRNA processing. Lineage: Eukaryota; Metazoa; Arthropoda; Insecta; Lepidoptera; Lycaenidae.